UUACACGCAACGAACCGAAACGAAGUUGUGCAGCCAAAUCGUUGGGACGUGUUUUCGUUCGUACGAGUUUUUUUUUAAAUAUCACUUUAUUCAGUCUCAGUCCUACAGCCAGACAAGUUUGUUAUCGUUCAUCUGUGAUAAGCGGUUACUUCAUACACAAAACUCAGCAUCGUAAUGAGACUGAUAGAGAAGGUUUUUAAUCCUACGGGCAAAAAACAUGCCGGAACGCUCAUAUUCUUUCACGGUUCUGGCGAUACAGGUAACGGUUUGACGGAAUGGAUACGAUUCCUACUUGGUCGUGACAUGGAAUUUCCGCACAUCAAGGUUAUCAUCCCUACGGCACCGGUACAACCGUACACGCCGAUGGGAGGAGAAAACUCGAACGUAUGGUUUAACCGGAAGCGCAUCGAAAUGGACUGUCCCGAAAUUCGAACCUCGCUAGCAUCGAUAUACGACACCGUCAAUGAAAUGGUGGUUCGCGAGAUGGCUGCUGGAGUGCCAUUGAAUCGGAUCGUCGUCGGUGGCUUCUCGAUGGGUGGUGCACUGGCAAUGCACGCCGGUUAUCAUCUGAAUCGAGACUUGGGUGGUGUAUUUGCCAUCUCUUCAUUCCUGAACACUGGCAGCAUCGUAUACGAUUCGCUGGACUGUAUUUCGGAAGAUGAACGGCUACCAGAACUGCUGAUGAUGCAUGGCGAGCGGGACACCCUAGUGCCGCUCGAAUGGGGCCAAACAACGUUCGACGAGCUGGCCAAGCUGGGUGUAAGGGGUCAGUUCGUUCCCCAUCGUACCGCAUUACAUGAAAUCAAGAAAGAUCAACUAUUGCGUGUUAUCGACUUUGUGCAAAAGAUCAUACCGGAACCGAUGGAUGAUGUGUUCGAACCCACGAAGCCCGAUACGACAAAGUCUACCAAGAACAUUAAGAAAGGAAAGCUAUGAUAUUGUACCAUGCAACCGUAUGAAGCAGCCAAAUCUAGCCCGAUAAGAUUAAACAUGCUAUUUGUUGUUACGUUCGCUUAUCAACCUUGAAGUGAAGAUUUUUUAACAAUGAUGCUGCGCAACUAAGUUGUUGCUUUCUGUACCGAGAGUAAAGAUAAGGAAGUGCUGUGUGCGAAUAGAGGAAAUUGGUUGUUCCUGCAUAAGGAAGUAAACAAACAGCGAACAGUGAACGCACACAUAUUAGUCAAUAACGAAAAGAAAAAAACAACCCCCAACACAACGAAGCGCAUCUAAAAAUAAGGCUACAACACGAAUUUGUUAAGCGUGGUAUCGGGUGGUUACUAUUAUUAGUAUCCUCGUGGCGUUUCGUGAUGGUUUGCGAGCCGUUUACAUUUUCCUACGCCUCUUUCUAAGCAUUAGGCAAAAUGCAUCGUACAAUAAACCUUAUAGUGCGAGGAAAAAUAAA
Molecule: messenger RNA, 1402 nt
Organism: Anopheles funestus (African malaria mosquito)
Lineage: Eukaryota; Metazoa; Arthropoda; Insecta; Diptera; Culicidae
Product: lysophospholipase-like protein 1
Exons: 2
Coding region: 175-936 (253 amino acids)
Biological process (GO): protein depalmitoylation
Cellular component (GO): cytoplasm
Molecular function (GO): carboxylic ester hydrolase activity; palmitoyl-(protein) hydrolase activity
Source: RefSeq, a predicted model, not a curated record